AUGACAACAACAGCUCGUAAUAACUGCUUCAAGUUCCGAACGACGGCGAUGGCUCUUUUGGUGUGGGGGGAUGUUGUAAUCUUGCUACUAGUCCUCGAAGAUCAUCAUCACGAGUGGGUGGUCAACGGGAUGAGAGCCGGCGAGUAUCCGAAAAUCACGGAACAUCCGCUGGACGUGAUAGUGCCCCGGCACGAACCGACCACACUGAACUGCAAGGCGGACGGCAUCCCGGCGCCGACGCUCACCUGGUACAAGGACGGCGAACCGAUCAAGGCGGAACAGGGCUCGCAUAAAAUUUUGCUGCCCGCGGGGGGAUUAUUCUUUCUGAAGGUGGUCCACUCCAGGCGGGAAAGCGAUGCCGGUGUGUACUGGUGCGAGGCCCGCAACGAGCUCGGCGUAGCUAGAAGCCGCAACGCGACGCUGCAGGUGUCAGUGUUACGUGAAGACUUUCGACUGGAGCCUCAGAACACGCGGGUGGCACAGGGAGAGACGGCCCUGCUGGAGUGUGGCCCUCCCAAAGGUUACCCCGAACCGGUCGUGACUUGGCGAAAAAACGGUCAAACCAUGGACAUGAGUAACUCCAAACGAAUCCGCAUCGUGGAUGGCGGCAACCUGGCGAUCCAGGACGCCCGCCAAUCCGACGACGGACGGUACCAGUGCGUGGCCAAGAACGUCGUCGGCAUCCGAGAGUCAACUGUGGCAUUCCUUCGGGUGCAUGUGAAACCGUUCCUGAUCCGGGGACCGCAGAACCAAACCGUUGUGGCGGGCCGGUCGGUGGUCUUCCAGUGCCGUGUCGGCGGGGAACCCAUCCCGGACGUCCUGUGGAGACGGUCGGCAUCCGGUGGAAACAUGCCACUCGGUCGCGUCCACAUCCUCGAGGAUCGGAGCCUGAAAAUCGACGACAUCACCGUGGACGACAUGGGCGAGUACAGCUGCGAGGCGGACAACGCCGUCGGUUCAAUUACGGCGUCCGGGAAUUUGGUGGUGCACUCUCCCCCCAGCUUCAUCAUCCGCCCCAAGAACCAAAUCGCCGAGUUGGGCUCGGAAGCCCUGUUCGAGUGCCAAGCCUCGGGCCACCCCCAUCCGACAUUGUUCUGGUCGCUCGAAGGCAACCGAACGCUGCUGUUUCCGGGAACUCGCUCCGGCAACAUCGAAGUCACCGAAAACGCCGACGGAACCAGCGUACUUUCGGUGUCCAACAUCGAUCGCGUUGACAACGGGCGGGUCAUCGUUUGCAGUGCGGUGAACAACGUUGGCAGCGUCAGCACCCGGGUGGUGCUCAGUGUGAACCUUCAGGACGAUCGGCCGCCGCCGUUGAUCCUGCAAGGUCCGAUCAAUCAAACGCUGCCGAUCAAGUCGGUGGCGAUUUUGCCGUGCAAGGCGAGCGGGAAUCCUGCUCCGGUGAUCUCGUGGUAUCGUGAUGGGAUUCCGGUGUUGACGACGUUUCGGGUUAACAUUACCGAUUCGGGAACGUUGACGAUCGCGGACUUGAACAAGAACGACGACAGUGGGCUGUACACGUGUGUUGCGAGCAGCAAAACCGGCAAGUCCACGUGGAGUGCCUCGCUCAGGUUGGACUCGCCAACCAACCCGAACAUCAAGUUCUAUCGGGCGCCGGAGGCGUCCACCUUUCCGGGACCUCCGGGGAAGCCACUGGUGACGGAUGUUUCCGAGAGUACGGUGACGAUUUCUUGGGUUCGGAGUAACGCCGUUGGCGCGUCCAGCUUGGUUGGGUACAUCGUGGAGAUGUUCGGACGGAACGCUACUGAUGGUUGGACGGAGGUUGCGAACAAGAUGUUGGACACGAGCUUCACCCAACGGGGACUGGUUCCCGGGGUCACGUACUACUUUGUGGUGCGAGCGGAGAACGCCCACGGCAUUUCGCUGCCAAGUCCGAUGUCCGAACCGAUCAUGGUUGGAAUGAACGAACUCAAUUCAGGUUUGGACAUGAGCGAAGCGCGAGCAAGUCUUCUGUCCGGGGACGUCGUCGAGCUGGUCAACGCCACCUCCGUCGAUUCCAGCUCAAUGAAGCUCGUUUGGGAGAUCAUCAACGGCAAGUACGUGGAAGGGUUCUACAUCUACGCGCGCGAUCUUGACGAGGACUUUGAGCGCACGUACAAGAUGUUGACGGUGCUGAACGCUGGCAGUGUGUCGUCCUGUACGGUCAGUGGGCUGCACAAGUUCCGCGAGUAUGAGUUCUUCAUCGUGCCGUUUUACAAGACUGUUGAGGGGAAGCCGUCGAACUCGCGGAUCGCGCGGACGCUGGAGGAUGUUCCAAGUGCUCCCCCAACGGCCAUGGAAGCGUUGCUGCUGAACUCGUCGGCAGUGUAUUUGAAGUGGAAGGCGCCCCCGAUUGGGUCAAUCAACGGCAUCCUCCGCACGUACCACGUGCUCGUUCGCGGCGUCGACCUGCGCUCCAACUACUCCAAGCUGUUGAGCAACGUCACGAUCGACGCAUCGUCCCCCAACCUCCUACUGGCGAAUCUCACCGAGGGCGUCACCUACACCGUCAGCAUGGCCGCCGCCACCGAGCUCGGCAUGGGCCCGUUCAGCAAUCCGGCCACGCUGCGGUUGGACCCGGUCACGAAGCAGCUAGACCAGAGCUCGGUACGGUAUCCGAUCAACCACGAAGUCGGCGACGACAUCUUGACAAAGCCGUGGUUCAUCGCCGUGCUGGGCACGAUCUUGGCCCUGAUGAUGGUCUCGUUUGGGGCGAUGGUCUUUGUCAAGCGGAAGCAGAUGAUGAUGAAGCAGUCAGCACUGGCGGCGUUGCGGGGGCAUCAAUCGAAUGGGGUGUUGAAGUUCCCGACGUAUACGGCGGGUGGCGGCGAUGGGUACUGGACCGAUCCGAGCGGGAUUCUGUGGAGGCAGCCGGUCGCGAGGCCCAAGGAUCACAUUCAGGACUACGCACCGGUUGGGACGAUGCCGGCGGAUCAGGGAGCGAGGAACCGGUACGUUGGGAUUGACUACGGGGAUUACCCGAGCGAUUAUGCCGAGGUGUCGUCGUUCAAUCCAAACAACAACAAGGUAGAAGGGGGCAAGGCACCGUCGGAGUACAGCGGAACGAGGUCACCGGCGCCGUACGCCACGACUACGCUGAUCGGCAACUCCAGAUUCAUCACGACCUCGAACGGCGGAGCAACUCUAGAGUCGUUGAACCACCAAUCCGCGCAAUCCGCGUACGGAAGCAUGUACUACAACGCCGACCCGUACCAGGGCAAUGCAAGCCGGAACGUGUACUCCGAGUCGUACUACAAUCCGGCCGAGCAAAUCAACAUCACCGAAAACAAGCUUGCGGCGAUGGCCGGCAAUGGCAGCACAAGUGGCGGCUACCAGCUCGUGCCCAACCACAGCGGAAGCAGUGCCAGCAGCAGCAGUAGCAGCGGUGGCGGCGGAGGCCGCAGCGAAACCGCAAAAAUCUUCGCCCCCAGCAGCCAAUCGAUGCCGCAGACGCCGUUCGGCACAAUCCGGAAGAAUCGCUUCAAGCUGUCCCGAACGCCGAUCAACAACCUGCGGAUCAACUUCGGCACGGCGGACCGCGCCGAGUCCGAGUACGGCAAUCAAUCUCCCCAACCCGCCUCCUCCUUCCAGCAGCAAAAGAAGAAAAUGGCCUCGCUGAACAAUUUGGGAGCCGCUCCGAAGGGCGAGCAACUCUACAUCAAGAUAGGGGACACCAACCCAAACAACGCGGCCGCCACCGUCCCCGCAAACACCAACAGUUGGAACGGGCGCAUCUACCAGAACGGGGCGGAAGUGUCCGGGGGAAGUGAGGUGUACCAUCCCACCGGAAACCGCAGCGUCAUUAGCUAUCGGUCCGCCUCGGAGUUUGGCGAAAACGUCUGAGGGCAGCCGGCGCGCUUUGGGCUCACUAUUUAUAAUAACUUAUUCUGACGUGGUGCAAGUGGCGGGGAAUGGACGAAAGACUGAGUGUGAGGGUGUGAAUAUACGUAAAAUUCUGUAAGAGAGAACAUUGUUGGUUGCUUCCUUGGGUUCGCAAAAUCGCACACACCUGUAAAUAAUGGAUUCAAAAACCGUUUGGAGUGGUACGGGGGAGAGUUGCGGUGCCAGAGAUUAAACAGAGAGCUAGACGGGCGGAUUCGAUGUUUGUUGGCUGCAUAAAUCAAGACUGAUUGCACGCACAUGCACUGCACGGCACAAAUACACACAAACGGUACGCUACAUCACUUUUCCGGAUGGAAUGGGCGAGAUGGAAAUGUACGGAAAAUGAGAGAGGAUUCGGGUGACUGUUUUGUGAAGUGUCUCAUUUGGAUUGUAAAAGUUACAGAAAAUAUGAAAAUGAAUAGAUUUGAAAAUUUAAUAAAGAUAUCUAAAUGUCAAAAAUUAAAUAUCGAUUCUUCGGCACCUUUUUUGUAUGGGAUUGAUUUUACAACGUUUCGACUGUAAGUUAAUUGGUUGAAGGCCGUAUUAACUUGCACUAGUGACAGUUUACGCUGAUUAAGAGUGGGAUAGGCUACUUAUUAGCAUCCAAGGGGUCACCCUAAUGUGUGUUUGUCAGCCAUUUCUUAGUAUGACUGAUCAACGAAAGGAGCUGAUUACAGAAAAAAGCUCCUCUCACUUUUAAUAGAGGUCUAUUUUGUUUAAAAGGCAAUAUUUGAGCGAUAAAGGUGGAAGACGAAUUACGAAAAUGAAAUUAACUUUUUUUCAAUUCCAAAAAGAAUAAGGAAAUAUACCCAUUUGAAUCACUCUAAGCCGUUCGACCAAUUCUCAUCACUUUUCCUGUUUUCCGCUUUUAAAACAACAUUUCUGGAGUUUUUUUUUUUUUGAAAAGGUCCAAUAAACCAAAUUUU
Messenger RNA from Culex quinquefasciatus (southern house mosquito), 4808 nucleotides. Its product is annotated as roundabout homolog 1. The record is from RefSeq and is a predicted model, not a curated record. Gene Ontology annotation, molecular function: protein binding. The transcript is spliced from 12 exons. NCBI's taxonomy places the organism in Eukaryota, Metazoa, Arthropoda, Insecta, Diptera, Culicidae. The coding region runs from base 1 to 3843 and encodes 1280 amino acids. Gene Ontology annotation, cellular component: axon; plasma membrane. Gene Ontology annotation, biological process: axon guidance; cell-cell adhesion.